UAAACCAACACAAGCCAAAAAACAAGAGAGGAAAAAAAAAAAAAAAAGAAAAAGAAAAGGAGAAAAAAAAGUGGGAAAGAGAAGAGAAGAUAAGAAGCAAAAACAGAAAAAGGCUGCUCCAGUACUGAUCUUAAGGAGAAGGAGAAGAGAACACACUGUGUUAGCCUAAAAAAAACAUCUCUCUCUUUGUUUCUUGGUUUCUUGGUUUUUUUUAAGAUGGAGGUGGAGCUUUUCUUGUACUGGCUUAAGCUGGUUGGCAUAUGUUUCUUUAUAUUAGUUAUUGUUUUAAAGAUUGUAGUGUUGCUUUGGUGGAGACCAAGAAGAAUUGAAGAACAUUUCUCAAAGCAAGGAAUUAGAGGGCCUCCUUAUCGUUUCUUUAUAGGCAAUGUGAAAGAGCUCGUAGAGAUGAUGUUGAAGGCUUCUUCUCAACCCAUGCCUUUCUCUCACAACAUUCUUCCCAGAGUUCUUUCCUUUUAUCAUCACUGGAAGAAAAUUUAUGGUGCAACCUUUCUAGUAUGGUUCGGACCAACUGGUAGACUCACUGUCUCUGAUCCAGAACUUAUCCGCGAAAUUUUCACUACAAAGGCUGAAUUCUAUGAGAAGAUUGAAGCUCACCCUCUUGUUAAACAGCUUGAAGGUGAUGGACUCCUUAGUCUAAAAGGUGAAAAAUGGUCUCAUCAUAGAAAAAUCAUAAUUCCUACAUUCCACAUGGAAAAUCUCAAAUUGCUGGUUCCUGUGGUGGCAAACAGUGUGAUCGAGAUGUUGGAGCAAUGGUCGAAAAUGUCGAAAUCAAAUGAAGUAGAGAUUGAAGUCUCUGAAUGGUUCCAAACCCUAACAGAAGAUGUUAUUACAAGAACUGCAUUUGGUAGUAGCUAUGAAGAUGGUAAAGCUAUUUUUCGAUUACAAGCACAGCAAAUGGUUCUAGCUGCUGAGGCCUUCCAAAAGGUUUCUAUCCCAGGUUAUAGAUUUUUUCCGACUAGAAGAAAUAUGAAUUCGUGGAAAUUAGACAAGGAAACGAAGAAAUCGCUAAUGAAAUUGAUCGAUCGACGGAGAGAAAAUACGAGUAAUGCAAUGCAGGAUGUGAAGAACCCGAAAGAUUUACUAGGAUUAAUGAUCCAAGCCUCAAAGUCAUGCCCAAAUGUGACUGUCAAUGACAUAGUUGAAGAGUGUAAGAGCUUUUUCUUUGCGGGCAAACAGACCACAUCCAAUUUGCUGACGUGGACAACUGUCUUAUUAGCAAUGCACCCACAGUGGCAGGUGCAAGCACGUGAGGAGGUACUAAGGGUGUGUGGAUCACGUGACAUACCCACUAAAGAUGAUGUUGUAAAGCUUAAGACGCUCGGUAUGAUACUAAAUGAAUCUCUUCGGUUGUAUCCACCCACAAUCGCCACGAUCAGACGGUCAAAAACGGAUGUAGAGCUCGGGGGCUACAAGAUUCCGCGUGGGACCGAGCUUCUAAUACCAAUCCUGGCCGUUCAUCAUGAUCAGUCAAUAUGGGGGAAUGAUGCAAAUGAGUUCAAUCCAGGGCGUUUCUGUGAUGGUGUUGCAAAGGCAGCAAAGCAUUCUAUAGCUUUUAUACCAUUUGGGCUUGGUGUCCGAACCUGCAUUGGCCAAAACUUGGCCAUUUUGCAAGCAAAAUUGACCUUAGCCAUUAUAUUGCAACGCUUCUCUUUUACAUUAGCCCCUAGCUACCAACAUGCACCCACAGUCCUUAUGCUGCUCUACCCACAAUAUGGUGCACCCAUUAUUUUUAAAAGCCUAGCCAAUCAAAAUCCCAAUGAUCCAUCAAAUUAAAAAAAAAAAAAAAAAACCCAAA
Messenger RNA from Jatropha curcas, 1816 nucleotides. It is a transcript of the gene BAS1, whose product is annotated as Cytochrome P450 superfamily protein. Lineage: Eukaryota; Viridiplantae; Streptophyta; Magnoliopsida; Malpighiales; Euphorbiaceae. The record is from RefSeq and is a predicted model, not a curated record. Gene Ontology annotation, molecular function: heme binding; oxidoreductase activity, acting on paired donors, with incorporation or reduction of molecular oxygen; iron ion binding. Gene Ontology annotation, biological process: brassinosteroid homeostasis; brassinosteroid metabolic process.